This is a messenger RNA of Gadus morhua (Atlantic cod), 1695 nucleotides long. RefSeq names its product LIM homeobox 6a (gene lhx6a). The record is from RefSeq and is a predicted model, not a curated record. Gene Ontology annotation, molecular function: DNA-binding transcription factor activity, RNA polymerase II-specific; RNA polymerase II transcription regulatory region sequence-specific DNA binding. Lineage: Eukaryota; Metazoa; Chordata; Actinopteri; Gadiformes; Gadidae. Gene Ontology annotation, cellular component: nucleus. The transcript has 9 exons. Gene Ontology annotation, biological process: regulation of transcription by RNA polymerase II; neuron differentiation; forebrain neuron development. Bases 284 to 1414 code for a protein of 376 amino acids.
GGGGGGAAAGAGUUUUCCCUGUUCUGAAUAAGUCACUCUGCGAAGCAACUCCGCGCAACUUCGUCGUCUGACAGCUUUCUGCGUAGCAGAGAACCACAGUGUGCAGGAGAGCAGCUUUACGGAGGACAGUGUUAGAACCACAGUGUGUAGUUCACCAGCGGGACUCACACGGAGCGGAUGAUACCAGUGUUUCCGAUCGCCUCGCUCCUGCGUGAUAGUCGCUCCCCCGUCCCAGCGCCGAGCCCCGGGUCUCUGCAGCAAUCUCUGCUCGUUCAGGGGGUUCAUGUACUGGAAAAAUGAAGUUUCGUCCCCUCUGUCCGAGGGAAACAAGAUUAUGUCCGAAGGAAUUUCCACUAAACAGCUGAUGUCCGGCCGGCAGCAGAGCGCGCCGGGAGCCCCUGUGCGCUGCUUGGAGACCAAACACACAAUCCUGAUGUCUCAUUCGGACGGAGAGUCCCAGCGGUCCGCCAUGGAGCGGGAGGACGGGUCCUCGCCCAGCCCCGCGUCGACCCCGUCGGGCUGCUCGCCCACCUCCACCGCCGGCUCGGAGCAGUCGGCCGGGAAGAAUAACACGUGUGCGAGCUGCGGCCUGGAGAUUGUGGAUAGAUACUUACUCAAGGUGAACAACUUAAUCUGGCACGUGCGUUGUCUGCAGUGCUCGGUGUGCAGGACGUCGCUUCGUCAACACAACAGCUGCUACAUCAAAAACAAAGAGAUCUUCUGUAAAAUGGAUUAUUUCAGUAGGUUCGGUACUAAGUGUGCACGCUGCGGUCGGCAGAUCUACGCCAGCGACUGGGUGCGGCGGGCCCGGGGCAAUGCUUACCACUUGGCGUGUUUCGCCUGCUUCUCAUGUAAGAGGCAGCUGUCGACCGGAGAGGAGUUUGGCUUGGUGGAGGAGAAGGUCCUGUGCCGGGUGCAUUACGACACCAUGGUGGAAAACCUCAAACGGGCUGCCGAGAACGGCAGUGGAAUAACCCUGGAAGGAGCCGUUCCAACAGAGCAGGACACCCAGCCCAAACCGGCCAAGAGGGCGCGGACGUCCUUCACAGCAGAACAACUGCAGAUCAUGCAGGCUCAGUUCGCCCAAGACAACAACCCCGACGCCCAGACGCUGCAGAAGCUUGCAGACAUGACGGGGCUGAGCAGGAGGGUUAUACAGGUCUGGUUUCAAAACUGCAGAGCAAGACACAAAAAACACACCCCGCAGCACAGCGGGGGACCCCAGGGACACCCCCAGUCCCGGAUCCCGUCCUCGCUGCCGGAUGAGCUUCAUUACUCGCCCUUCGGGAGUCCUGAGAGGGCGCGCAUGGUGGCCCUCCAUGGCUACAUCGACAGUCACCCCUUCUCCGUCCUCACCUCCCAGAGCCACCCCCACCAGGCCAUGUCCCUACCACAGCUGCCCCUCAGUCGCUAGCCCCCCCCCCCCCCCCCCCCCCCCCCCCACACACACACCACACCACACCACCGCCCUCUCCACCCCUGACCUGUGAACCCUGACCCCGGCCGUCGGCCACUUCCACCAAAUGGACCCCUGCGGGCCCCAAGGGAGUCAACUUGGAGUGGAGAAAAAAAAAAGACUUAAACAACUCCACCACCCCCCCAGCCCCCAACUCCACUCACUCAGCAGGAAUGCAAGAGAGAAAAUAAAUGAAGAAGAAGAAGAAAAAGAAGAAGAAGAAGAAGAAGAAGGAGAAG